Ophidiomyces ophidiicola is the source of this 2124-nucleotide messenger RNA. RefSeq lists its product as uncharacterized. The transcript has 3 exons. NCBI's taxonomy places the organism in Eukaryota, Fungi, Ascomycota, Eurotiomycetes, Onygenales, Onygenaceae. The record is from RefSeq and is a predicted model, not a curated record. The coding region runs from base 1 to 2124 and encodes 707 amino acids.
AUGAGAAUAAGAAUAGUGCAUCCUACAAGGCAUUCAUUAUCAAUCUGGACCUUGCCAUCUGACAUUGGCCACAUUCGUUUUCGACAGGAUUCGGGUGUGAGUAGCAACAAGUUACAACGACUACAGAGGAUAAUUACCCGGGAAGGCUGCCGUCGCCUGGACGCUCAGAACCAUGUCCCAUGCCUGAUCUCUCGUCAAGCCCUGGAUAACUCGCUGCGACACGCAGCGACCAGCUCUGCCGAGUUACUGACGAACGAACCUGAGCGGUACCCCUGGCUUCAGUUUCCAGGCAAUGAACUGCUCUGUCUGCAUGGACGGCAUCGGAUCGAAGCCGGCCGGCAGGCCCUGCCUCCCUGCGAUCGGUGGUGGACAGUGGAUUUAUACUUAGACGACAUAGGGCUUGAGUUGCAGGCAACACUUGCCGAAGAGUAUUCCAACGAAAUAGCACCCGGUGACGGCGAGAUAUACCGGAAGAUAGAACGUUACAAGGCUGAGGGGAAUGUGCAGUCCCUGGAAAGGUGGGAGUCGCGCCUCUCAGAGACCAAACUCACUAGGCUGAAACAGCUAUCGAAGCAUGAAAGACUGAGUGCGGCCUUUAACCGACUGCUUCCAGUUCCAGGGCUUUGGGGUGGAAUGAGGCUCGGCGGCCUGGGGCCAGUAUUUUCCGCUAAAUGCGACGAGGAGAUCAUAAAUUACUUAACCUAUGUGUGGGUGUUCUGGUCCUCGCUUGUAGACAAUGAUCAAUCCGCAAUGGGGAAAAUAGACCAGCAUACCGUUGAAACCAUACAGCUUACGGCUCCUGGCGCCUGUACAACCGACUCCAGGAAGGUGCAUGGCCUCAUUAUUAGCGGGGAGGUAUUCCGCAACUUCAGUAGCCGCGAGCGGGAGGCAAUCUGGGGGAAACUAGAAGAGUUUGACGGUCUAAUCCCAUCACUAUUUUCCUUUUUCGAGGACUUCAAGUAUCUGGUCGCGUGCUUGCGCUGCAUACGGCCGAUUCUCACACUAACUAAAGCCUUCCGCACCGUCAAGCAGGCAAUGGAGCACAUGUUCAAAGAUACCCACCAGAAUAAGAACGUGUGUAAGAUUCAGACGAUGGAGGGCAGAUUCAGGACAACGUCUGAGAGUUUUGAGUGCCGUUUCGAGCUGGGGUACCGGCAAGUCUGGCUCUACGCAAUGCGCCACUACCCUGAAGCCGGAAAAGGUGCUGGGGGGGAUACUUGCCUCGCCGACUCCGUGGGCAAGGACGCGGAUGAAGCUACACUACACAACAUGGCGGCCCUUGCGUGUGACCUUGGCUUCGAGUCCCCCCAGAUAAAAACAUUGCUCGAGAGCCACCCCGACAGGCUCAUCGCCCGGAACGCCCUGCUCAAAGCUCGAAAACCGGGCCAAUACCGAUACCCCCCAGAAAAGUUCGACAACCUAGUUGAUCAGAUCACUCAGUUUUUUCGGGAAGCACAAACCUGCGAGGCCCAAGCAUCCAAUAAGCCGGUCGCCGAUAGCGUUAAUAAAGUUAAGGCUCGAUGCGGGCAGCCUACAGCAAGAUGCCAGAAACAAGAUAGCCCGUAUCUCUUUCUUGAUUAUCUUCAUACUGGUAAAGAGAAUAUGGCCGAGUCUGUCACAGGCCUGUUUGUCCGACGCUGCGUAUAUCUUGCGUUCUUUGGAAAGGUUUCCCAACCCACUGCAAGUGGGCUAGAGGAGCCUGCCACAAGCGAUAUUCUAGAUAUCCCGCCAUUAUCAGCCAAAGAGAAUGCUUCCAUGAGUGAAGCCUGUUGGGGUAAACAGCGGGAUUCAGAUACGGCGGAUGAGAGCGGCCGCGAGGCAGAGUGCUGGAAGCGCGCGAGCCAAGAUAUACAAGCAAAGAAAAGAGAGCGCCGGGAACAGCGCCAAAGAAGAAAAAAGAGACGGGAAAAAGCAAGGCUGUUGCGGAAACGGGCUGUCGAAGGGGGGCUGUUCGUUGAGGCUGAUAAUUCCGAGACAGAGCGGGCCGGAGAGCAUAAGAUACAAUUAAAACCCGGGAAUCAGCACCAAUCUGAUAACAUGGCACGGGGUGACCAAGAGCCUAGACAUGGCCGUGGCGGUAACCGAAAGAUGGGUUUCUUAGAGUCGCUCUGCUCCUGGCGCUAA